Plenodomus lingam JN3 is the source of this 1209-nucleotide messenger RNA. RefSeq lists its product as uncharacterized. The record is from RefSeq and is a predicted model, not a curated record. NCBI's taxonomy places the organism in Eukaryota, Fungi, Ascomycota, Dothideomycetes, Pleosporales, Leptosphaeriaceae.
AUGACGAACCAUCACGAUCUGAGUAUCAGGACGAGAAGCGCCUCUCCAACAGUUUCCGAUACAUCCGACAUGAAUGUGCUGUCGACAUCUCACAGCCCGGUGUCUGACUACGAGAUCUUCCUCAGUCAACCAAGUACGCCAACGUUCACAGUAGGCCCAUCUACAUCCCGGCUCAGAGAGGCAAAUAGGCGCUUCGUUCCACGUGGCCAGGCAUCCAAUUUUUCUUCAGCAAGCAGAUCACCCACAAUGCUUCCAAGCACUCCAUAUCCCUCUCUUCGACAGAUGUAUAGAGCGCGUGCCGUACAGGGCAACUUUCCACCAGCAGGUGCGAAAAGUCCUGCGUGGACCGUAGGGCAAGGUGGCUUCGGUACCAUGGAUAUCUUACCUCAGGAGGUUCGACAGAUGAUAUUCGGUCUUGCUUUCGGUAGCCAGCGUGACAAUCCUGUCACUGUCAGGACAUGCUGUGGUCCUGACACAACAGAGCAGAUACGAGACGCAUGUCGCAAGCAUGGUAUCGUCGCGAAGAGGGAUGCUGGGCGGUUCAACAUGCUGCGAGUGUCGAAGGCGAUGAGGGAGGAAGCAUCCUGGGUUGUCUACUACAACACUGCGCUGUUACUAGAUAUGAACGAGACCAUGGUACCAUACAUGUCGCGUUCCCAUUCGUCCAGGAGCCUCCGAAUUGCGGGCAACUCUUUGCGGACCAACGAGCGAAAGUCGGCAUUCUGGCUGAACGCGGCACGCUUUCGCUGCGUUCACCUCCGUGUGCCGGAGGACACGGCCAAGUGGGGUGUGCCAGUGAAAUUCACCAGAUAUCUGCUCCAGGCAUCGAUGAUGUUCUGCAAGCUCUGGGCGGAUGUGCCAUCUGGAAACUCUGGUCGCACUGUAAGGUUCGUGCGCAUCCAUCUCGGCAGCAUGUUUGGGGAGAUGCUACCGUAUAACAUGGAGUCCCAGGCAGCCGCUCGCUAUGGUGAGCUCCUCGACUGGCUCUGCACCCACUCUCCUACCGCAGAGCCAGAUUUCGAUGCACUCGCUUCAGAAUGUACACAUAAUCUGCACUGCAUGCUCGAUCUUGCGGGAAAGCACCAAGCCAGGUAUAAAUGGGACGUCACAGUGCAAACACAUCUGGACAGGAAAGAUGAGGACGGUCUCGACGAGUUGCGCAGGUUUCAGAACCGCUGUGAGAAGAAUGGUGUUGCCAUCAUCCGGUGA